Messenger RNA from Diutina rugosa, 1332 nucleotides. Its product is annotated as putative lipid phosphatase. The record is from RefSeq and is a predicted model, not a curated record. The transcript has a single exon. Gene Ontology annotation, molecular function: hydrolase activity. NCBI's taxonomy places the organism in Eukaryota, Fungi, Ascomycota, Pichiomycetes, Serinales, Debaryomycetaceae. Gene Ontology annotation, cellular component: endoplasmic reticulum. The coding region runs from base 1 to 1332 and encodes 443 amino acids. Gene Ontology annotation, biological process: GPI anchor biosynthetic process.
AUGAAGGAGUACGUGAGGGCCUACCUGCCACGUCCUCCCCAGACGCGAUUGCACUUCAACUGGAAGUUUGUCGUGUCACUCUUCGUGGUAUGGGUGAGCGUCAUCCAUUUUUUCGAGCGGAUCCAGCCGGGCUGGUUGAUUGGCCGGUGUCAGUGGAACCGGUGGGAGCAGGCUGCCCCCGACCACCACCGGGUUGCUAUCAUCGCUGAUCCUCAGAUCAUCGACGACUAUCUGUAUCCUAAGCUUCCCCGCUGGUUCCAGAGGGUGUUUGAGUUCUGUGCCGAUAACUACUUGCGGCGAAACUACCGCUACAUCGAAGGCAACUUGGACCCCGAUACCGUCAUCUUCCUCGGCGAUUUGUUUGAUGGGGGGCGUGAGUGGAAUACUACCGGUGGUGACGACGUGUGGUUCAAUGAAUUCAAGAGGUUUCUGCUGAUAUACGACUUGAGCCUGAACCGGCGCCAUUACUGGAGCGUGCCUGGGAACCAUGAUAUUGGGUUCCAGAAUGUCACCAAAGCCAAGAGUGACCGGUUCGCUCAGUUCUUUGGCGAGUUGAACCGCGUGGUGGAGAUUGGCAACCACCUGAUCGUCAUGAUUGACACUAUCAGUUUAAGUCACCCUAACCCUGAGGUUAAUACUGAGGCUAAUGAGUUCCUCACCAACUUGGAACAGCAUAUUGUCCAUCCCGAUAACCCUCGCAUCUUGUUGACCCACGUUCCCUUAUACCGGUGGCCUGACAAACAACGCUGCGGACCUCGUCGCGAACGCAACCACCGCUUAUUCCCUUUGAUGCGAGGCGUUGAGUACCAGACGGUUAUCGAGUACGAGAUUCUGAAGCGAAUCAUGCAGACAGUGGGUCCCACGCUCAUUCUCGCUGGUGAUGACCACGAUUAUUGUGAUAUUAAGCAGGAAUUUACCCAUAAAGGACGCGACAUGGUCGCCCGAGAAAUCACGGUAAAGGCUGCUGGCAUGACUGGCGGGGUCAAAUAUCCCGCAAUCCAGCUUCUCAGUCUUCACACUGGCGGUGACAGCAACUCCUACUCCACAGAAAUGUGCUACAUGCCUGCCGCCUAUCUGCUGGUGAAAACAUAUGGUUACCUCUUCAUGGCGUCAGUAGCAUUCUUGGGGCUCCUAUACUUGUUCCCCUCCAGACUCAACCAUUUCACCAAGCGCACAAACCAAUUGCUUAACGACUCACGCUUGAAGCAGCGUUGGUACUACUGGGUCGACGAGGAACGCAACUGGCUGGGAUUCUGGUUGCACUUGGUCCUUGCUUUCGUGAUCCCAGUAGGGAUCUGGAUAUUCUACGUUCGCAGUCUCUACCACGUGUGA